UUUUUGGUCUGCUACUCUGCUCUGCUCCCUCCUUAUUCAUCAAUGCUCAAUUUUUCUCUCUCCAUUUUCACACCAUUCUCUCUCCUUUAUUGGCUCCCUUUACUUGAGAUAUACAGUGGGUCCCUCUUCAAUUUUCUUUUCUGGGUUUCUAAAUUGCUUAAAGUGGGUUUAACACUCCAUUAUCACUCUUCCUUACAAAGUCAUUGUCUGUCCUCUAUUUCCUCCUCCAUCCAAAUAUUUUAGCUACACUACAAAUUUUCAUUUUCUGGGUUUUUUUUAGCUUGGAAAUUUAACUAGUGGGUUUUGUUGAAUUUCGCUUUUUAUUGUGUUUUUCCACUGUUAGUGAGAUAAAAACGAAGAAUUUGAAGAGAAAGAAGAUGGCGGGAGGAGGAGCUGGUCCGCAACCAAAGCAAGAUGAGUUACAACCACAUCCAGUGAAAGAUCAGCUUCCUGGUGUUUCUUAUUGUAUUACUAGUCCACCACCUUGGCCUGAGGCUAUCUUACUUGGAUUUCAGCAUUACUUGGUGAUGCUUGGGACAACUGUGCUCAUUCCCACCUAUUUGGUUCCCCAGAUGGGAGGAGGAAAUGAAGAGAAAGCUAAGAUGAUUCAAACCUUGCUAUUUGUUGCUGGUUUGAACACUUUGUUCCAGUCCUUGUUCGGUACACGUUUGCCAGCUGUAAUUGGGGGCUCUUAUACCUACGUUCCCACCACAAUUUCUAUUGUUUUGGCUGGUCGCUAUAGUGGUAUUGUCGAUCCUCAGGAGAAAUUUAAUAGGAUAAUUCGAGGAAUUCAAGGCGCCCUCAUCGUUGCUUCAACCCUACAAAUUGUUCUUGGAUUUAGUGGUUUGUGGCGUAAUGUAGUAAGGUUCUUGAGUCCAUUGGCUGCUGUUCCUUUGGUAGCCCUUACUGGAUUUGGCUUGUAUGAGUUGGGCUUUCCUGGGGUUGCAAAAUGUGUUGAGAUAGGACUGCCACAUAUUAUCCUUCUACUUAUCUUUUCACAGUACAUACCUCAUCUGAUGCGCGGUGAAAGGCAUAUAUUUGACCGUUUUGCUGUUCUGUUCUCUGUGGUGAUUGUGUGGAUUUAUGCUCACAUACUUACAGUUGGAGGUGCUUAUAAGCACAGGUCACAAACAACUCAACUGAGCUGCAGAACUGACCGUGCUGGAAUUAUAGGCGGUGCUUCAUGGAUAAGUAUUCCAUAUCCAUUUCAAUGGGGAGCUCCAACUUUUGAUGCUGGAGAAGCAUUUGCAAUGAUGAUGGCAUCAUUUGUCGCCCUUGUGGAGUCUACUGGUUCCUUCAUUGCGGUAUCAAGAUAUGCUAGUGCAACUCCUGUGCCAGCUUCUGUUCUUAGCCGUGGAAUUGGUUGGCAGGGAGUAGGCAUUCUUUUGUCCGGACUAUUCGGAACUGGGAAUGGUUCAUCCGUAUCUGUGGAGAAUGCUGGUUUGCUGGCACUGACACGUGUUGGCAGCCGAAGGGUGGUACAGAUUGCAGCAGUUUUCAUGAUCUUCUUUUCUAUACUUGGUAAAUUUGGCGCUGUAUUUGCUUCAAUCCCAGCACCUAUGGUGGCAGCUUUAUAUUGCCUGUUCUUUGCAUAUGUUGGUUCAGCAGGUCUCAGUUUCCUGCAAUUCUGCAACUUAAACAGCUUCAGAACAAAAUUCAUCCUCGGUUUCUCUAUUUUCAUGGGAUUGUCUAUACCACAAUACUUCAAUGAGUACACAGUCGUGAAGGGAUAUGGUCCAGUUCACACACAUGCCAGAUGGUUCAAUGACAUGAUAAAUGUGCCUUUCUCGUCGGAACCCUUUGUUGCUGGACUGUUGGCUUUUUUCUUGGAUGUCACACUGCGUAAGAAAGACAGUGCGAUAAGGAAAGAUCGGGGGGUGAUCUGGUGGGACCGAUUCCGAUCAUUCAAGUCAGACACAAGAAGUGAAGAAUUUUACUCCUUGCCCUUCAACCUUAACAAGUUCUUCCCAUCUGUGUGAAUUUUCCAGGAGAACAGAAACAGAUCGAAAAUCGAAAGUAAAAAAAAGAAUGGGAAAAUCUGGCCUAAUAUUUUUUUUUUUCUGAUUGCAAUGUUCAUAGUUUUAAUGCUGCAGACCUCUAGCCUUAGCUGUGUAGAUGAGAAAAAUUGGAAAAAAGAAGGAAAAUUUAUAUAUAGCAUUUUUGCUCAAAUGAUUGUCGUACUUUGGUUCAGAUUAAUCAAUUGCAUUCCAAGAAUUGUAUGGUUUGCCCC
Messenger RNA from Beta vulgaris subsp. vulgaris (sugar beet), 2230 nucleotides. RefSeq names its product nucleobase-ascorbate transporter 7. Bases 378 to 1979 code for a protein of 533 amino acids. The record is from RefSeq and is a predicted model, not a curated record. Gene Ontology annotation, biological process: transmembrane transport. Gene Ontology annotation, molecular function: transmembrane transporter activity. Lineage: Eukaryota; Viridiplantae; Streptophyta; Magnoliopsida; Caryophyllales; Amaranthaceae. The transcript is spliced from 15 exons. Gene Ontology annotation, cellular component: membrane.